Molecule: messenger RNA, 540 nt
Organism: Dovyalis caffra
Lineage: Eukaryota; Viridiplantae; Streptophyta; Magnoliopsida; Malpighiales; Salicaceae
Source: the annotation of a GenBank genome assembly
AUGGCGAUGUCCGCCGGUAAGAAGUGUAUUGAAGAGGAGGCUGCCUGCACGGAUUUGGGCAAGCAGGGUCUUGUGGAACUCAAAAAGAUAUUCAAUCCACCUUUAUCCAUGAGUUUGUGUGAUUUUUUUCCGGCGUUGAAAUGGAUUGGUUACAAAGGGUUUGAGAAGAGAGUGAUCAAGUUGCGUAAAGAGAGGGAUGAUUUUUUGCAACACUUGGUAGAUGAGAUUCGACAAAAGAGAACCUGCAGUUCAUUUUCAAGUCCUGAUGCAGGAGUGGAGAAUACAACCCAUUUAUCUUUGGCUGAUUGGAUUCUUCAUGUUAUACAGCGUUGGAGAAAAUGCCCAUCUUUCGUAUUCAUGGUGAAAGCAAGAACCCGCGUUGACAAUGACCCUCAAGACCACUUACAUUUUGAAUUUUGGUUUGUUGCUGCUAAACUCAAAGUAACCACUCGCUGUAGCAUGACAGGAUCAAUGAUCCCAGACACCGACCUUGUUCUGAGUAACCAUUUUGACAAUUAUGAGGAGGUCGAACUUCUAUAA